Hyaloscypha bicolor E is the source of this 642-nucleotide messenger RNA. RefSeq lists its product as uncharacterized. Bases 1 to 501 code for a protein of 166 amino acids. The transcript has a single exon. The record is from RefSeq and is a predicted model, not a curated record. Lineage: Eukaryota; Fungi; Ascomycota; Leotiomycetes; Helotiales; Hyaloscyphaceae.
AUGCAAGAGAAGGUGGAGAGUGGAAGCCCUCGAAAUGCGCUGCGGCUUGCUCGAUCCCGCUAUCGUUUAAACGGGGACAGACUUCUUCGUAGUUUCGGGCUUAACUGGUUGAUGGGCAAGCACGCGGAAAGUACGGCAAAUGAGAUGAUGAUUCAAGAUUUACAAAAAAGAGAGACGAAGAACGGUACACGCUUUAGAGGAGAGGUUGCAAGAAUUUUUCCUCCGACUUUGAGCUCGACGUGGUGCGGUCCAACAGAAACUGUCCACAGAACUGGUGGACUUGGAAUGAGGGGUGACCAUUAUCAUCUCUCGCCCAUAGCUUCCAACCUCUUCCGCUUCCGCAAUUUCGCCUUUCGGGCUGGUUAUAUAGGCAUGACCAAAAAAUCCCCACCUGCGGUAAAAUCCUUCCUCGCUUACCCAGCUCUCCCCUUUUCAAACAGAUCACGUGCCAACUCAACUCAUUUCACUCAUCUAAAGUCUGCGUCCUGUGGCUAUUGCUAAAGUACGCUAUGCGCAGAAAGACGAGCACGCAAGGGAAAGAACAUUCGGAAAGUCCUGGAAAAUAUCAAGACUUGCCUGCACCUGUUCUCUGUGUUUCCCCCCUCGACUCUUUCGCUAAGUGCAUUACAUUCGCACUGCUGC